GCGUCCGAGUUUGGUUUCAGAGGAGGUUGAGACGAGGUACUGGAAGGAGGGAUUCUACGGUACUUUUGGCUUUCGGUGGCGUUAAGUGAGAGAGUGUACGUGUGUGUGUGUGUGUAUGUGUCUACUUCAAGAUGCUUCGUGGACCCAGACCCAACACUUACAAGGCGCAUAUGUCACCUGUGGACUCCGAAUUCUUCGACUUUCCCGGUGAAGCAGACGAGGCCGCCGCUGCCCUGCUUGCCCGACACCUGCUUAACCUGCUGGAGAGGGCGCGCAGGACCAAGCUGAGGGUUCUGGCUAACAAUAACAAGAACAACGAUGAUGAUAACAGCAAUAACAACAAGAACAAUAACAAUAACAGGUCGGCGCGGAGGAAUUCACUCGCGCCGUGCAAGAUUAAAAUACAGGAGAAGGCCCGCACCGGCACCCCAUCCCAGUGGCUCCACAAGCUGCUGCCCGGCUCAGACACCGUGCACGUCCUGCUGCCCGAGGACUUCAUCACCCGGGUGGUUCGCGACGCUCUCAGGAUGACGGAGGGGGAGGAAAAGGGCAUCAGGGCCUGCACACUCUGCCUGGAGCUCUGGGAUGGAGAUAAGCGUUUGGUGCUGGGCCGUAUUGUGUGUGACCCGAGAGUGGAGACAUCUUAUACCUUGUACGUGAGGCUGGUCAAGGCCACCCCCCCCCUGGAGGCUACGACGUUCAGGUUUUUCAACACGAGUACCUAUGACCCCAUCUACAUCAGCCCGGGCUACCAGCUGGAGAAGAAGAAGAAGAAGAUGAUGGCGUAGAGAGAGAGAGAGAGAGAGAGAGAGAGAGAGAGAGAGAGAGAGAGAGAGAGAGGGGGGGUAGCGAAGUUGGAGUCUCUCGUCAUGUUAUAAGAUUUGAGAAGGAGAAGAAGAAGAAGAAGAAGGAGGAGGAGGAGGAGGAGGAGAAGAAGAAGAAGAAGAAGAAGACGAAGAAGAAGAAGAAGGAGGAGGAAAAGAAGAAGAAGAAGAACAAGAAGAACAAGAACAAGAAGAACAAGAAGAAGAAGAAGGAGGAGAAGAAGAAGAAGAAGAAGAAGAAGAAGAGAAUUAAAAUAUAUAUUCUAUCCAUACUUAAUCUAUACAUAUAUAUAUCUAUGUAUGUGUGUAUGUAACAGUAGCAGUAAUAGUAGUAGUAGUAGUAGUAGUAGUAGUAUUCAAUUAUCGCAUUUAUUCAUUCAUUCAUCUGUAAUCAUCAUCAUCAUCAUUAUCAUUAUUGUUAUUAUCAUUGUCAUUAUUACUAUUAUCAUUAUUAUUAUCAUUAUUAUUAAGAUUAUUAUAUUUUUUGCCACUAUUUUCGUAUAUAAAAGAAAGAAUAUUAAUUA
Molecule: messenger RNA, 1348 nt
Organism: Eriocheir sinensis (Chinese mitten crab)
Lineage: Eukaryota; Metazoa; Arthropoda; Malacostraca; Decapoda; Varunidae
Exons: 5
Coding region: 132-788 (218 amino acids)
Biological process (GO): regulation of TOR signaling; negative regulation of signal transduction; apoptotic process
Cellular component (GO): cytoplasm
Source: RefSeq, a predicted model, not a curated record